AUGGCGCGCGUGCGGGCGCUACGGCGGUCGAGCGCGAACUGGCGCGCCGCGCCGCCCGCGCACUACACGCAAGGUUGGCCGGAAGGAAGCGCUGAAGUUGGCGCUGAAAGUUCGCCGGUAAAAGUUCGCGCAGCUGCCGCCCCGACCGACCAUUAUUUUGAUGUUUACCCUUUUGAUUUGACGCCUACGAAAACCUAUUUUUAG
Arctia plantaginis is the source of this 204-nucleotide messenger RNA. NCBI's taxonomy places the organism in Eukaryota, Metazoa, Arthropoda, Insecta, Lepidoptera, Erebidae. The record is from the annotation of a GenBank genome assembly.